Messenger RNA from Cantharellus anzutake, 402 nucleotides. RefSeq lists its product as uncharacterized. Bases 1 to 402 code for a protein of 133 amino acids. The transcript has 3 exons. Lineage: Eukaryota; Fungi; Basidiomycota; Agaricomycetes; Cantharellales; Hydnaceae. The record is from RefSeq and is a predicted model, not a curated record.
AUGAGCGCAAGGGGCUCUGUUAGACAGGACCAGUAUAUAUGUAAGCCUGGGGGUGAUUGUGAAGCAUGUCCCUCUAAUGCUCUCACAGAUUCUGCAUGCGGGGCUACAGGGAACCGUCGCCCUAUUCAUUGCAUUACCAUGUCACUCUAUGAGUCGUUAGGCCAUGAUAACUUCACAUACAGCUCCCAAGAAGGACAGUUGGCGGCUUGGGAACCGUGCGGUAAAAUAGUAUCGGUCGAAAGUGCUGAUUAUUGGGAGUUUGUACUUUGUAACCUCGCCUUUUCUGUGGUCGGUCUCUUUAUUGUGUUUACCCGGACGAGGCGAACCGCCGCUGUCCAUUACAAAAACUUGGUAGCCCGAAUACGAGGUGGAGUGCGAGUUGGCUGGUCUAAUCGUCCCUAG